This is a messenger RNA of Dinoponera quadriceps, 1960 nucleotides long. It is a transcript of the gene CSN3, whose product is annotated as COP9 signalosome complex subunit 3. The transcript is spliced from 4 exons. NCBI's taxonomy places the organism in Eukaryota, Metazoa, Arthropoda, Insecta, Hymenoptera, Formicidae. Gene Ontology annotation, cellular component: COP9 signalosome. The record is from RefSeq and is a predicted model, not a curated record. Bases 142 to 1479 code for a protein of 445 amino acids. Gene Ontology annotation, biological process: ubiquitin-dependent protein catabolic process.
GACCAGCGCUGCGUUCUCCAGGCCCCUGUUUCAAAACGUCAUCUCGGCUGGGUGUUCGUUCGCGAAUAUAAUUUCUGUAAAUAGACAGCCGUGCGACGUCCACCAACCGUGAGUGGUGAUGACAAGAAAGUAUUCGCAGUAAUGGCAUCGGCACUGGAGCAAUUUGUAAAUAACGUUCGGACGCUUUCGAAACAAGGCAAUUUCAGAGAAUUAUGCGAGGUCAUAAGCAAGAGCGCAGAAGUGUUAACGAAGCACGGACAACACUUGGAUAAUGUUUUGGAAACGUUAGAUCUGCAACAACACUCGUUGGGCAUCUUGGCGGUGCUCUGUGCAAAAUUUUCACUACCCAAUCCUAACGGUGGGAAUAACUCAGAUGCAAAUAAAUCAUUAUUCAACCAGGUUCAGGAAUUUAUUAUAGGAUGCAAUGGAGAGCAAGUUAGACUUGCUCCAGAUACAUAUGCAGAAUUAUGUCACCUGCUUACGCAAAGUCUGGUGGAAUUGAAAACUCCAUUGCGCGGGAUUGAAUUAUUGCGUCGCGCGAUACGCAAGAUACAGCUGUUCGACAGCCAAUUGACUUCGAUACAUGCCGAUCUUUGCCAACUAUGCCUUUUAUCGAAAUGCAUGAAGCCGGCGCUCGAAUUCCUCGACAUAGACAUCACGGGCAUUAGCCAGGAGGGCGGCCAGUUCGACUCCAAAUAUUUUUUACUGUAUUAUUAUUACGGCGGCAUGAUAUAUACAGCUCUGAAGAAUUACGACCGGGCAUUGUACUUCUUCGAGGUGUGCGUGACGACGCCCGCGAUGGCCGUCAGCUACAUUAUGCUGGAGGCUUACAAAAAGUACAUCCUGGUUUCUCUGAUAUUGCACGGAAAGGUGUUGAACCUGCCAAGGUACACCAGCCAAGUAAUCAACAGAUACAUUAAGCCGUUGAGCCAGCAGUAUCAGGAACUAGCCGCAGCCUAUUCGGUCAACAGCUGCGACGAAGUGCAGAAUAUCAUCACCAAGUAUCAACAGUUAUUUGUCAGGGAUCAUAACCUAGGACUUGUGAAACAGGUGCUCGCUUACUUGUACAAGAAAAACAUACAGAGGCUGACGAAAACGUUCCUGACGCUUAGUUUAAGUGAUGUUGCGAGUAGAGUUCAAUUGUCGGGACCUGCUGAUGCGGAGAAUUAUAUCUUAAACAUGAUCGAGGAUGGCGAAAUAUUCGCAACUAUUAAUCAGAAAGACGGCAUGGUGGUGUUUCACGACGACCCCGAGAAGUAUAACUCGCCUCAAAUGCUAGCGAACUUCGAGAAGGAGAUGGCGGCGUGCACGGAACUGGACAAGCGAGUGCAAGAGAUGGAAGAGGAGGUUGUCCUUACACCACAAUACGUUCGCAAAGCGUGCGGACAGAACGAUCAGGACGACCAAGCUGCCGGACCUACACCAACGAACGUUACGAAUGCGCAAGGUCAAACUAAACACAAUACCUAUUCUAUGUAACAUAUACAUGUCGUUGUGCGUUAUCUUUAUUAAAAAAGAACAACAAAAGGAAAAAAAAAUGAGUCGUCAUGGAGAACCUUGUUGAAAAUCGGGAUUUCAACAUCUGAAAGCCUGUUCCGGACGAUUACGGCAGCAUGACGAGCGCGAGACUCCUCGCGUUGUCUUCGUUUUGUAGGAAUUCUCACUAAUGAGAAUCACGCUGGUAAAUACGCGAGACGUAUUGCUAAAGUCGACAAUACGUCCGUAGCAGGCUUUGUUAUCAAAGUUACCGACGAAUUAUGUACAUGUUAUAGGCAUGGUGAUUAAUAUAUUGCGAUAUUUCGUUACAGGCUACACGUUUUAGAGAAUUGAGAAACAUACGUCGAUGCGAACUAUCAACUGCGUACUUGCAACACCGUUUCUCGCACGCGUUUCAAAUCUUAGUCUUUUUUUUAUGUUAAGUAUCUUACUGUUUUUGGAAAUAGAAACACACUACUUCAGA